Molecule: messenger RNA, 2535 nt
Organism: Aspergillus ruber CBS 135680
Lineage: Eukaryota; Fungi; Ascomycota; Eurotiomycetes; Eurotiales; Aspergillaceae
Exons: 2
Coding region: 1-2535 (844 amino acids)
Source: RefSeq, a predicted model, not a curated record
AUGAUACCGUUAACAACUGUUGUCGCCGUGGCCGUGAGCUUGUCGGUGUUGUUUAUUGUGUGCUCGGUAGUUGGCACAGUCGUUUGGAUUAGGAUUCGACAAGAAAGACUUUCUAUGGCAGUAGCAAAUGCGCGCAAUGGUCGAUACGCUCGAGGACUACAAAAUUUCCCUGCCGAAACCGUGACUGAGCUGUCCCCAGAAGAAGGAACUGUCCUGGGACAGUAUGGGCAGUUGCCAUACGGAAGUCCCGCGGAAUGGGCUCUGAUGGAUUCAAGGGAGAGAUUAGUCAAGCCCAUCGAUCCAGAGAUGUGUUCCAUACUCAGCGAGAAGCCGCGAUCGUUGCGCCAGUCCCUCUCGAGAUCCAGGUCCAAGCGUUGGUCCUUUCGACGACCUCCGCGACGGAGUUCUCUGGCACCUGUAGGGGAAAACUUCGAAAAGCGGUCAGUUGAGAAGCCUUCAUUUGAAACUCGACCUUCUGUUUCGAAAGAAGAAGUGGAGGUUUCAGCAGUCGAAGGGGUCAUGGAGCUGCCGGCAGAGACAUCUCCUAGACAGACGCCAGACAGAGAAGAGCCACGUCCUGAUAACAACCUCCACUCAUCAGGAAUAUGGUCAGUGUACAUGAAUAGGGAUUACUCGAGCAGUUUGUUUCCGGUCCGUGAAGAUGAACACGAGGGAUUCGACCCGUAUCGCCUCCGGGUACGAGGGACAAGCCUUACCACACAAACAGCAGGGACCAUGCCAGAGCAACCGGUGCCACCUCCGCCUCCAUGUGCCUAUCCGCCUAAUCGUUUCCGUCUGUCGAGGAACGAUUCAUCCAUGAGAUUGUCAUCUCUGAGUCUUGAUACGGCAGACAGCUCUAUCCUGGAAGAUGGUAGGAGAACGCCGAUGUUGAUUGACAGCAACUUCAACUCGCCAGCAUUGCCGCCAUGUCCAACAUUUGUGCCGUACAGCGCCAACGAUGUUGGCUGUCUGAAUAGGAGCUUCUCGACAAAGAGUUCGCUACAAGGGUCGUUUGCGUUCCCCUCGGGAUCGGUGGAUUUGGAAGCUUACAGAAUGGAACGGGAUCGAACGUCUCCUCGUCGAAGUAUGACUACUCGAAGUCCGAGUCAUAGUAUGGAACGAAUUUGCCCGCCACCACGCAGGAGUGAAUCUCUGUCUUCCACUGCACCAAGACGCGACCCACGAUUUGCGUCGUUGGGAAACAAGCCUAUAUUGUAUCCAAGUCCCAACAAUAUUCCUGCUCAUUGGAACGGCAUCAACUACAACUCUGCACUCCUUCCCCAUUUCAGCCAGAUACGACGGUCUCCAGUGCGCCAACACCCUCCAAGGGACUCCACUGAUUCCCUUCUUAGCAGUACGGACAAUCUGCUUAAUCUUUCGGAGAGUCCAAGCUGGAGAUCCAGCAAUGUGGUCGUGCACGAGACACCGUUGUCCGCGGACGGUCUUCCGCGACUUCCUCCUCCGUCUGCACUGAAGGGCGGGAAUGGCCCGCGCAAAGGCCAUCGGCGGCAGAAUUGUGUCCGCAUAUCAAUCCACCCUCCGAUAACCUAUGGAGGUUCGGUUAUCUCCCCCAUGGCUGAAGAACCGGAGGAACACGACGGAGCAGCGAGUCGCAGAUCCGAAGUUUCUGAGUUGUCAGCAACCAACAUGUCCUCUUUGCCCAGUGUCUCGGCAAUUUCUAUAGAUAAACCAAACCACCAUGAACGAAGCCGCCCUUCUUCAUACCGCCGUGCCUCUUACCGGACUUCCCCUCCUAAGCGAAAGCAUGCACGGAUAGGCUCUAAGGACACCGGCACCACCAAGGUUUUACCUGGAAUUGACACCUCGCUUGCUGCUCGAGAAGCCAGUUUGCCUCGCACACCAUCUCCCGAUAAGAGUCCUCCCGCAUGGUCGGCUUCCAACCAAGUCCCAUCGCCUUCGACACGUGAAAACCCACCCACCCCUGGCGAACCACGCGUGUCUGCAGUAAAGGGCCCGCGCAGUCAACCUGGGAAACCAGCAAAGAACAACCAGCGUUCCUCAAUGCCAUUGGCAGAGAAUUUGACAUCCCCGCCUCCCUCGAUAUCCUCGAAUUCCAGACGAAACAGUCUGAACCAAAACUCCCAGAAGUCAAGCUCCACUCUCAACCGAGGCAACAGCACCUCUACAAACAACACAUCGACAAACAACGAUCAAGACGCAGCAGAAGGAUUAGAGGUAGUCGGCGGUCCCCAACCGACAAGACCACUCUCCCCAUCGUGCGGAGUAAACAAAACUCCCGGCAAUGGCAGCGGCAAUAUCGUUACCAUCUGGGAGGACACUAAGCUCGACACUCAGCUUGAGCGAACAUCAACCAAACUGUCCUCUGCCUCAGCUCCUGGUGAAAAACCAGAGUGCAAGGAUACCCAUAAUGAUAAAUUGUCUCGCGCAACCACCCAAAGAUCGACUAAACCGGAACCCAUGACGCCGGUGAAGAAGACAGUUGGACUGGGGAUUGGGGCGACAGCGGCCACGCCGGGGAGUUUGUACGAUGGUGAUGGGUUCCUGAAGGAGUAG